CAACCUUUCUGCAUGAUAAGAACGUGUUCCUAUUAUUUAUUAUCUUUUAAAAUUGUGAUAUUAUUUUUUUUUAUGUAGAAAUUAGUGAAAAAUUGCGGCAUUUAUAAAUUAUUACAUAUAAACGCUUUUUUUAUUACUUGUUUUAUACGUUUAUAACUUAAUUGAUACCGGUGAUCUGUGCAAUAUGGAUACUAAAACAUGUUUUGUAUAUAAUACUAACGAAUUUUCCAGUUUUUUAGAAGGUAUAACAGUCUCUCCAUUAAUGAAAUGUAGACCUUCCUCAGAUCCUGUACCAAUAUCAGGUGUUUCUGAAUUAUCUGCUGCCCAUUUACUUAAUGACUUGGCUAUUUCUGACACUUUAUAUUGCUCUUACUGCUCCGCUGGAUUUCUUGAUAAACAUCAACAAAGGGCACAUUAUAAGCUGGAUUGGCAUAGAUAUAAUUUAAAGCAACAUCUAGCCCAAAGGAAAACCAUAUCUGAGGACAAAUUUGCCCAAUUAGCAGAUGAUGUGUCUAGUAUUUCUGGUUCUGAAAGUGAGAGUGACACUGAGACUGACCUCAGUUCAACUGAUGUGGAGUCUUCGAAGGAAGAUGCGCUAAUAACUCAUCUUAUUGCUAGGAGGUCGAGGGUGUUGUUUAACAAUGGUUCCGGUCAAGUUAUUUCAGUUCAUAGGUGUCUUCUGCUUAACAAAAAGGAAGAAGCAGCAUCUGAUGAUCAUCUAGUUGACUUGAUAAAAAAACUUCCCAACCGUACAACAUGGCUAAUAGUUAUGAUGGGUGGAGGUCAUUUUGCUGCUGCUCUGUUCAAAGGAACCGAGGCUGUACUGCAUAAAACUUUCCACAGCUACACUGUACGCUCGAAACAAGGAGGUUCACAAAGUUCAAAGGAUGGAAAAGGUUCACAUGCUAAAUCUGCUGGUGCUAGUUUGAGACGAUAUAAUGAACAAUCCCAUUUACAGCAUAUUCAAGACCUGAUGAAAGCUUGGGCUCCUGAUAUAGUUAAAUGCGACAUGAUUUUCUACCGAGCGGUGGGGAGAGGUAACACAGGAAUCUUGUUUGGUGGUCCACAUCCUCCGCUGCUCAGAAGUGACCCGAGAGUUAGAACCAUUCCGUUCCCAACGAGAAGAGCAACUUUCAAUGAAGUCAAGAGAGUCCAUGAUCUUCUGUCCUCUGCAUUUAUUUAUGAUUCCAAUGAAAUGUUCCGCACUACUUUUUCACCACCAGUUAAAGAGAAUAUUGAACCUUCUGAGAAGAAAUGGACAAAGUGCACUGACAGCAGUCCUAAAGGAAGUCCUAGGAAGAACAAUAUUGACCGAGCUAAAGAAAGGCCAUCGCCAGUCCGGGAACUACCUGACAUAGUUCAGCAACUUGCGGCCAUCUCUACUUCUGGCAGUGAGGGAGAUCUAGCUUUUGUUGAUGAAGAGCUAUCAUUUGUUGAUUCGUUGAAGGAGUACGACGAUACCGUACCUCAGCAUGUUAAGGACAGAAUUAAGAAGGGGAAACCGAAGAAAAAAAAACGUGAAGUCCCAGAAGAUGAUAAAGAAGUUGUGCGAGAAGAUGUUCAAGAAUUAUGGAAUGCCAUACAUUCCUCAUGCCUGGAAGGUGAUUUCGAGAAAUUGAAGGGCUCUUUAGAAAACAAGAAGCCGUCGAUCACUUCCGAAGAGUUAUCCACGGCAUUAAAUCAGAAAAAUAUUCUAGGUGAAACAAUAUUGCAUAGCAUGUCAGCGGCUGGGAAGGGAGAUGCUGUAAGGCUCUUGAUGUUGUAUGGAGCAGAUCCUAAUAUUCGUGACAAGAAAACCCAGACGCCAUAUGACCAUGCAACUGACAAGUCAACAAGGAAUGUAUUUAGGAGAUUUAGGGGAGACUAUCCUGAAAUGUACGAUUACUCAAAGACUCAUAUUCCUGACGCUCUGACUGAGGAGUUGGAAGCAGAGAUUGCUGAGAAAAAGAAAUUAGCUAAAAAAGCCAAGAGACAGAAAGACAAAGAAAGGAGGAUUGCAGCAGAAACGAAUAAGAGAGAAGACGAUGAAAAGAAACGAUUUUUGAAGUUGAGCGAUAGAGAAAAGAGAGCGCUGGCUGCAGAAAGGCGGGUCCUUUCGGCUGGUGGGAGACAAGGUGUUAUUGCAUCAUCUCGCUGUUACGAUUGCGCGACUGACAUUACUGGCAAAGUUCCGUUUGAGUACAGUGACAAACGUUUCUGUUCAAUGGCAUGCCUCAAGAAGCACAGGGCGAAAGAAAAGAAACAACAAACCUGAUCAAUUUAUUCAAGAGAAUGGAAAUAAGACAAUUUUUGGACCAAUUUUUCAUAAUUUAUCUUGCAAUAACAGAAUUUCUGUAUUUAUUGUACCUUAUAUGUUGUUUUUUUUAAUUGAAUUUUUAAAGAUAUUAAAGGUUGAAGUGAUUUUUUUA
Messenger RNA from Nezara viridula (southern green stink bug), 2408 nucleotides. The record is from the annotation of a GenBank genome assembly. NCBI's taxonomy places the organism in Eukaryota, Metazoa, Arthropoda, Insecta, Hemiptera, Pentatomidae.